ACCCCUAAAGACGCUAGCGCUGCGAUGGCGGAGGCCGUGGAGCGCACUGACGAGCUGGUCCGGGAGUACCUGCUCUUCCGCGGGUUCACGCACACACUGCGGCAGCUGGACGCCGAGAUCAAGGCGGACAAGGAGAAGGGGUUCCGGGUGGAUAAGAUUGUGGACCAGCUGCAGCAGUUAAUGCAGGUGUAUGACUUGGCUGCCCUUCGGGAUUAUUGGAGCUACUUGGAGCGUCGGCUCUUCAGCCGCUUGGAGGAUAUAUACAGACCCACAAUCCACAAGCUGAAAACCAGCCUGUUUCGAUUUUAUCUUGUCUACACAAUCCAGACAAACAGAAAUGACAAGGCUCAGGAGUUCUUUGCAAAGCAGGCCACGGAACUCCAGAACCAGGCUGAGUGGAAGGAUUGGUUUGUCCUGCCCUUCCUGCCAUCCCCGGACACCAACCCCACCUUUGCUACCUACUUUUCUCGACAGUGGGCUGACACCUUCAUUGUGUCCCUGCACAACUUCCUGAGCGUCCUGUUUCAGUGCAUGCCAGUCCCUGUGAUCCUGAACUUUGAUGCGGAGUGUCAGAGGACUAACCAGGUUCAAGAAGAAAAUGAAGUUCUGCGUCAGAAGCUUUUUGCAUUGCAAGCUGAAAUCCACCGACUGAAGAAAGAGGAGCAACAGCCAGAAGAGGAAGAGGCCUUGGUCCAACACAAAUUGCCUCCUUAUGUCUCCAACAUGGACCGCCUGGGGGACUCGGAACUUGCCAUGGUGUGCAGCCAAAGGAAUGCCUCCCUCUCCCAGUCACCUCGUGUGGGCUUCCUGUCCUCGCUGCUGCCUCAGAGUAAGAAGAGCCCCUCAAGGUUGUCGCCUGCUCAGGGCCCUCCUCAACCUCAGAGCUCGGCCAAGAAAGAGUCCUUCGGUGGUCAGGGCACCAAGGGAAAGGACCCGACGUCCGGAGCCAAGGAUGGGAAGAGCCUCCUCAGCGGGCUGGCCACUGGGGAGUCCGGUUGGUCACAGCACCGGCAGCGGCGCCUGCAGGACCAUGGCAAGGAGAGGAAGGAGCUUUUCUCCACAACCACUUCCCAGUGUGCAGAGAAGAAACCAGAAGCCAGUGGCCCAGAGGCUGAGCCCUGCCCAGAGCUCCACACGGAGCCAGUGGAGCCACUGACUCGGGCAUCCUCGGCAGGCCCUGAGGGUGGAGGAGUCCGCCCCGAGCAGCCCUUUAUUGUGCUGGGACAGGAGGAGUACGGGGAACACCACUCAUCCAUCAUGCACUGCAGAGUGGACUGCUCUGGGAGGAGAGUCGCCAGCUUAGACGUAGAUGGGGUCAUCAAAGUGUGGUCCUUCAACCCCAUCAUGCAGACCAAAGCAUCCUCCAUUUCCAAAUCACCGCUGCUGUCUUUGGAAUGGGCCACCAAACGGGACAGACUGCUCUUGCUGGGCAGUGGUGUGGGAACAGUGCGUCUCUAUGACACGGAAGCCAAGAAGAAUCUCUGUGAAAUCAAUAUCAACGACAACAUGCCCAGGAUCCAGCCUCAGGACCAAAGUGCACCCUCCCUCUGUGGGCAGGCAGAGGGUCUGACCCAGGCCCAUGUGUGUUGCAGAAUCCUGUCUCUUGCGUGCAGCCCCAACGGGGCCUCUUUCGUCUGUUCGGCAGCAGCUCCGAGCCUCACUUCCCAGGUGGACUUCUCAGCACCAGACAUCGGCAGCAAGGGCAUGAACCAGGUUCCUGGCAGGCUGCUGCUGUGGGACACGAAAACCAUGAAGCAGCAGCUCCAGUUCUCCCUGGAUCCAGAACCCAUUGCUAUCAACUGUACAGCCUUCAAUCACAACGGGAACCUGCUGGUCACAGGGGCAGCUGAUGGCGUCAUCCGGCUGUUUGACAUGCAGCAGCAUGAGUGCGCGAUGAGCUGGAGGGCCCACUACGGGGAGGUCUACUCUGUGGAGUUCAGCUAUGAUGAGAACACCGUGUACAGCAUCGGCGAGGACGGGAAGUUCAUCCAGUGGAACAUCCACAAGAGUGGCCUCAAGGUAUCCGAGUACAGCCUCCCCUCAGAUGCCACGGGCCCCUUUGUGCUGUCUGGAUACAGCGGCUACAAGCAGGUUCAAGUCCCCAGGGGCCGACUCUUCGCUUUUGACUCGGAGGGAAAUUACAUGCUGACAUGUUCUGCCACAGGCGGCGUCAUCUACAAGCUGGGUGGCGAUGAGAAGGUUCUGGAGAGCUGCUUGAGCCUAGGUGGCCACCGAGCCCCUGUGGUCACCGUGGACUGGAGCACUGCCAUGGACUGUGGGACCUGCCUCACCGCCUCCAUGGAUGGCAAGAUCAAGCUGACCACCCUCCUGGCCCAUAAAGCCUGAUGACUUGCCCCAAGGGCCACCCGAGGAAGCAGUAUUAUCUGCGGUGGGGGGAGGAGAUAUAGGACAGGAAAACCACGUGCUCCACUCCAGCUCCCUGCCAGUGCAGUGACUCUGCAGGGAAAGACUGGCAAGGAGGCUCAGGUGCUUCCAUCUGUGGUGACUGGAAUGGGACCCACGUGGAGUAGGUGACAUAUGCUUCCCAGAGACUGGUAUUGUGGCUGUGCCAGGAGUACAUGUGAGACUAUGGGAGGAAAGCUCCGGAAGAAGGAGAAACAUUGCAGUGGCUACUGUGUUGGCCCAGUAGAAAUUGACAGUAUUUUGUAUAUAUGUGCCCAUUUAUCUUUUUCUUUUUUAAAAAAAGAGAAUACUCUUGUGGUCCCCUGAUGUCUCUUUCUAGGAUGUGUGUCACUUUGCUUCAGUGACAGCCCUCCCACCCAGCCUGGCUCUGCUGGCCCUGAACUGAACCUCUCCAGGCUCUCCUGUUGCUUUGCCAUGGAGCCAGGUCAGCUCUCUGUCUGUUCUGCUGGGUAACAAGGUUUGGCAGUUCCUGUUUCUCUGGGCUUAAGUCAAGGCCACAGAAUUCUUUUUCUUCCCUGAAAGCUGGCAGCUUUUGUUACAGAAGAUUCUCAGGAUGAAGGCAGGGGCUGAGGCCUCUGCUACUGGCUGCCCCUUUCCAUCCAGUGGCUGCUGUUUCCCAAGACAGGCUAAGCGUUUCUUAUCUGAAAUGCUUGGGACAGGAGUGUUACAGAUUUUGGAUUUUUUCAGACUUUGGAAUAUUUGCAUAUAUACAUAAUGAGGUAUCUUGGUAGGUCUCAUGUCUAAACAUGAAAUUCAUUCAUGUUUUAUAUAUACCUUAUACAUGUAGCCUGAAGGUAACUCUAUACAGUAUUUUAAAUAAUUUUGUACAUGAAACAAAGUAUUGAUUGUGGUCAGGUGUGGUAUUUUCCACUUGUGGUGUCAUGUUGGUGCUCACAGUUUUGGGGCUGGGCACGGUGGCUCACGUCUGUAAUCCCAGCACUUUGGGAGGCCAAGGUGGGUGGAUCACUUAAGGUCAGGAGCUUGAGACCAGCCUGGCCAACAUGGUGAAACCCCAUCUCUACUAAAAAUACCAAAAUUAGCCAGGCAUGGUGGCAGGUGCCUAUAAUCCCAGCUACUCUGGAGGCUGGGGCAGGAGAAUCACUUGAGCCCAGGAGGCGGAGGUUGCAGUGAGCCGAGAUCACGCCACUGGGAGAACCCAACUCAAAAAAAAAAAAAGUUUUGGGUUAUGGAGCAUUUUUGAUUUUGGAUCUUUGGGUUAAGGACGCUCAACCUGUACCUUUUUCAUUUGGUGGCUCCUCUCAUUCCUCCAACUGAACAUCUUUGUGGAAAGAUGAUGGCUGCCUGCACCCACUGCUGGCGAAUGGUGAGAAGGUAGAGCAAGGGGGCCAAGUUGCUGCUGGUGGGCACCUGGGGUUCAGGCCGGCCCAACUGUGGCUGAGCCGAUCUGUAGCUGAGCUGAGUGUCAACCAGCUGUGUCCACACCCUGCCUGAGGCCUGCCCUCUCCUCCCUGGCUGGGGUGGGACCUUGAAGAGGCAUAUCUUCCCACUAGGUGAGGAGGAACAAGAGCCUCACUCCCCUUCUCCCUCUUGCCUUUCACAGCUGAGGCAGAGCUUAUGGGAGGAGUCACUAUGGGAGUGAUGGACCUGGGCUUUGGUCUCCAGUGUUUGGCAGGGGCGACCUUAUCACUGAGCUGGGGAAGGCAGCUGCCAUGAGUCAUUUUAAGUCUCUGAGCUCCAGCCCAGUUCUAGGGGCACAAGGCUGGAGUAGGGAUACUCCUAGUUACCUGCUUGAGGAAAAGCACGAAGAAAUUGGUACCAAAGUCUUGGCUUUGUUCUGGGAGUUGAGGGAAAAGUAGGGAGGUAUUUAAGUGGCUUGAUUAUGAGAAAACACCAGAGACAGUAGUAAAUAGUUAUUUACCGAUUUUUACCCAUUUCUACCCUGGUAAUCCUCCCUGCAAAUGAAGAAAACCAAGACUUCUUUAUUUAUUAUCUUUCCCCAUCUGUAUUGAAACAGUGAUCUUACUUAUCUCACCCAGUGAUUCUGUAGGACAUUUAAAAAGUGGUCAUGGGUUUCAUUGGAGUGAGAAUGGUAUUAACGUUUCCUCUUGUCAUCUCAAAGUUUUCUCUCCCCUUAAUACCAUCUCUACAGCUUGCUGAGAUGCUUUAAGGAUCACAGAGACACAAAGAAAAUUUGAACCCUACGCUUCUCCCAUCCCACUUCUUACUCCAUCCCGGGUGAGCGCUCGUCCUCAAAUAAAGCAUGUUGGAACUUC
Messenger RNA from Homo sapiens (human), 4658 nucleotides. RefSeq names its product WD repeat domain 91 (gene WDR91). The record is from RefSeq and is marked validated. Gene Ontology annotation, molecular function: phosphatidylinositol 3-kinase inhibitor activity. NCBI's taxonomy places the organism in Eukaryota, Metazoa, Chordata, Mammalia, Primates, Hominidae. The transcript has 15 exons. Gene Ontology annotation, biological process: early endosome to late endosome transport; negative regulation of phosphatidylinositol 3-kinase/protein kinase B signal transduction. Gene Ontology annotation, cellular component: late endosome membrane; early endosome membrane. The coding region runs from base 25 to 2346 and encodes 773 amino acids.